AUGGCCAACAAUAUGCAUGUUGCAGAGAAGAAAUUAUUUCCAAGGAGCAUCCAAGAAAUGUCCAUGGAUGGUGAUGAACCACCACCAGAAUAUUUAGUCAAAGGAAAUACUUUUGGAUCUAAAGAUUCUCCAACACUGAUUCAAAUACCCAUCAUUGAUGUAAGUCUUCUUUCAACAGAAAAUGAGCUACAGAAGCUAAGAUCUGCUCUAAGCUCAGCUGGAUGCUUCCAGGCAAUUGGUCAUGGUAUGUUAACUUCAUAUCUUGACAAAGUUCGUGAAGUUGCAAAACAAUUUUUUGCACUUCCAGUUGAGGAAAAACAGAAGUAUGCACGAGCUGUGAAUGAAUCUGAAGGGUAUGGAAAUGAUAGAGUUGUUUCAGAGAAACAAGUUCUUGAUUGGUCUUAUCGCCUCACCCUUCGAGUUUUUCCAAAAGAAAAACGAAGGCUUUCUCUUUGGCCAGAAAAUCCAAGUGAUUUCAGUGAGACAUUAGAAGAGUUUUCUACCAAAGUGAAGUCAAUGAUGGACUAUCUCUUGAGAAGCAUGGCAAGGUCAUUGAAUUUAGAAGAAGGAAGCUUCUUGGACCAAUUUGGGAAGCAAUCAUUACUCCAAGCAAGGAUCAACUACUAUCCGCCUUGUUCUAGACCUGAUUUGGUUCUUGGUGUCAAACCUCACACGGAUAGAUCAGGAAUCACAGCUCUAUUGCAAGAUAAAGAAGUUGAAGGUCUUCAAAUUCUUAUAGAUGACAAAUGGAUCAAUGUUCCCACAAUACCUAAUGCUCUUGUUGUCAAUCUUGGCGAUCAAAUGCAGAUUAUGAGUAAUGGAAUAUUCAAGAGUCCAAUGCAUAGGGUUGUGACAAAUACAGAAAAGCUGAGGAUGUCUAUUGCAAUGUUUAAUGAACCAGAACCAGAGAACGAAGUUGGACCUGUUGAAGAGUUAAUAAAUGAGACAUGUCCAAGAUUGUACAGAAAUGUCACAAAUUAUGGUGACAUCAACUACAGGUGCUAUCAAGAGGGGAAAAUAGCACUUGAGACUGUCAAAGUUGCAGAUAACUAUGAACAGAAGUGA
Vicia faba (fava bean) is the source of this 1065-nucleotide messenger RNA. NCBI's taxonomy places the organism in Eukaryota, Viridiplantae, Streptophyta, Magnoliopsida, Fabales, Fabaceae. The record is from the annotation of a GenBank genome assembly.